GGGAGUGGGGAAUCUGGCUUUGGAAGAGGGAAUGGAGGCCCGAUCUUCAGUGCCAGGUAACAGCUUGGUUUGGCUGGGCAGCUUUUCCUGAGCCCUGUUGGCACAGAUGUUUGCCCAGUUUCCACCCACCUGUGCUUGUGAGGAAUUCUUUUGGAUGGAGGGUUGGUUGUUCCACAGCUGGGAACAGCUGCUGCUGUGCCGGGUUUCGGGGGAGGAAGAGGGUUUCUCUGGAAGGAAUCCAACCAUAGCUAUUCUGAGUGGAUCCAGCCAUAGCUGCAGGGAGGGAGAUGGGGAGGGGGGCUUGCUUGGACCCCUUUUCAACCAUAACUGUACGCUUAAAAGCUGAGUAUAGGGGAGUGAAAGAGAAGGGGGUCUCUUGGCAGCCCUCAAUGUCUGAGUGAGCAGGAAGCGGGGAGAAGGCCGUAAUAUGUUGUGGUCUACUUUGAGGCUCAGUCUCAGCGUCUGGCCGUGGGGAGGAGAGCAGAGUCGAGCCCAAACUUGAGAAGAAACAGGAAGUCUCCUCCUUAGGGUGUGGAGAAGAGGUAUUUCAGUGCCACUAGGUAGCCUAAAAGGUCAGGACCUGAUGAGGUGGGCAUCAGAAGGAGCUGUAUGGGAUGGUGCAGCCUGUCUUGAGUUGCAUGGGACAAGUGCAGCGGGAGGGCACUAGUGAGCAAAGCUGAAAAAAGUUUGGCGACUUGUAGAAGAGGAGAGAGAAGUAGGAGGGUUUCAGGCCACAGGGCGGAUGCGUUGCCAAAUGACAGUGCUGCCUGACGUCUUAACAAAUGCUCGCUCAAGGGGGGGGGGGCAGGGUUGGGUUGGGGUGGCCGCUUGGGGGACUUCAGCAGAGCCUACUUUCUUGCUGGCACCCGGUUUUGGGGUGUGGGGUUGCAGAGGGGUGGAGCUGCCUUUCCAAGGAAGGUCUUUCCGAUUGAGUGCCAAGGGAGGAAGGCGACUGGGUUUCCUCUGAGCUGGUGAAAAGGAGCCGAAGAGUUAACAUCUCCGACUGUGGUCCCUCGUAAACAUUGUUGUUGGCUCGGUGCCUACCUCCCCCCCACACCCACCCCGCUGCCCAGCGGACUGCUUUCAAUUAGCCGUGGGUUCUUGUGUUCACGGUGGGUGCCGUGCUCUAUCCCCUUCUGGUCUCUUCUGUUGGCUGGGACUCCUUGCUCUAUUCGUUUGCUUGCUCACCCGUUCGUUCGCUCGCUCAUUCACUGGGAGACAUGGUCCUGGAUUGCCACCUUUGGCACCUCCUGAUUGCUGGGGUGUUCCUGCUCAGCUGGUAUCACCUGCCGGGAGAUUCCCAGCGACUCAAGGUCUUCUUUACUCCUAUGGUCUGCCGUGUGCAUUGCAACGGAGGGCGUUGUACCAACCGCUGUGAGCAGGGCAAUGCCACCACCUUGUACAGUGGGGAGAAUGGACGUCCAGCUGAGGGAGGCCCUGGAUUCCGCGUCUUCCUGUGUCCCCUCAUCUGCCAAAAUGGAGGAGUCUGUCUCAAGAAGGACAAGUGCCUUUGUCCCCCCAACUGGACCGGCAAGUUCUGUCACAUCCCGGCCCUUCCGCACUCCCACGGACAGCCCCACAUGCGCCGAGAAACUGAUGCACAGUCAGACGGGAGAACGCAGUCCGUCACCAAGUCUGUGUACACCCUCCCCAUUGCCAAUCACCAUGAAGAGCGUGAUGGUGUGGCAUCAAUGGCGAAAGUCCAUGUAGAGCAUCCUCCUGAGGCCUCAGUCGUCGUCCACCAGGUGGAAAGGGUCAGUGAGGGCCGGCCAGGUGACACGAAUGCCCUCCUGCUUUCCCGCCCAGCCCUUUACAGCAUCCUGGCUCAGAGCAGCCCUCGGGAGCCCGGCGAGGGAUACAGAGAGAACUCUGGCUUUGGCUACUGCUUCAGGCAGCUCAGUGGCGGAGAGUGCAGCUCCCCAUUGCCCGGCUUGCGCACCCGUGAAAUCUGUUGCCGUGGGGCUGGCCUUGCCUGGGGCGUCCAUGACUGCCUGCCCUGCAACAGCAAUGGCCAAGGAGCCUCUAGUCCAGUAGAGAGGAACGAAGUGGCCUGCCCCAAAGGCUUCCGGCGUCUGAAUGGUUCCUGCAUUGAUGUAGAUGAGUGCCAAGAGGGCAGCUUUUGCCAAAAUGGAGACUGCACCAACACACGUGGCAGCUUCACCUGUGUUUGUCAUGAGGGCUACAUCCUUGAUUCAUCUCGCAGCAGCUGUAUCUCCCAUCAUGUGAUCUCCGAGGCCAAGGGUCCCUGCUUCCGGGUGCUGCGAGAUGGCGGGUGCUCCCUACCCAUCCUGCGUAACAUCACCAAGCAGAUCUGCUGCUGCAGCCGAGUGGGCAAGGCCUGGGGGCACGGCUGUGAACGCUGCCCGAUUUUUGGCUCAGAUGGAUUCAAGGAGAUCUGUCCAGCUGGGCCCGGCUAUCACUAUUCAGCCUCUGACCUCCGUUACGACACUCGUUUCCUCGGCCAAGAUCUUCCUCGCGUGCCAAUCAGCCGCCAGCAACCAGGACGGGAACCUGCUGCCAGGCCACCUCGGACAACAACGGCACCAGCCAUCAUCCGCUGGACCCCCCUGCCCACUUCCCUGCAGGGCCGCCAGCCUCCCUGGCCUGUGCCGACUGUACCACCUGGACCCCCCGAGCCUUCUGUGCCAGUGGCUGGCCAAGGUGUGUGCGAGCAACGUCCCCAGGUGUGCGGUCCAGGGCGUUGCAUCCCUCGCCAGGGAGGCUACACUUGUGUCUGUGAGCGUGGCUAUUGGCUGAGCCCUCAAGGCACCCACUGUGUCGAUGUGGACGAAUGCCGACGCAGCCCUCGCCCUUGUGCUGGUGGCCGCUGUGAGAAUUCGGUGGGCAGCUUCAGCUGCAGGUGCCGGGCUGGCUACCAGGCUGACCCAUCUGGAGCAGAAUGCCAUGACAUUGACGAGUGUGCCAAAACACCUCCACCCUGUGCCAAUGGACGCUGUUACAACACACCUGGCUCUUUCAGCUGUUCCUGCCCAAGUGGCUACCAACUUGAUCCAGUUGGCUUUGAAUGCCGAGAUAUUGAUGAGUGCUCUCAGAGCCCCCCGCCAUGUGCCCGUGGGCGCUGCCAUAAUUCACCAGGCUCUUACCGUUGUGCCUGCCCCACGGGCUACCAACCUGGCCCCACUGGCACAGAAUGUUUGGAUGUGGACGAAUGCCGGGAGAGUUCUCCUAUCUGCCAACCAGGCCGCUGUGAGAAUGCGCCAGGCGGAUACCGCUGCACUUGCCCAAUUGGCUAUCAGCCCAGUCCACAGGGGACACAGUGUGUCGAUGUGGAUGAAUGCCAACAGACCCCUCUGCCGUGUGGCACUGGGCGCUGCGAGAAUGUGCCUGGUGGCUAUCGCUGCCUCUGCCCUGCUGGAUUCCGGGCCAGCCUUACUGAGAACCAGUGCUUGGACAUUGACGAGUGUUCGCCGGGAACGCCCUGCGGCCCCCAGGGACGCUGCUUCAACACGGAGGGCUCCUUCCGCUGCCAGUGCAACCGGGGCUAUCGGACAGAGGGGACGGGGUCCUCCUGUGUGGAUAUUAAUGAAUGCCUAGAGGGAGACUUUUGCUUCCCGCGGGGAGAAUGCCUCAACACGGAGGGUUCUUACACCUGCCUGUGUGCCCAGGGAUUCACUAUCUCUUCCAAUGGGGCCUCCUGUGUGGACAUUGAUGAAUGCCAGAGUGGCACCUCAUGUGCCGGUGGGCACUGUGCCAACACAGAGGGCUCUUUUGAUUGCUACUGUCCGCCUGGCACCCGCAGCAGCUCCAACAAGGCUUCUUGUGAAGAUAUUGAUGAAUGCCAAGAAUAUGGGGCAGCCCUCUGUGGGGCGCAGCGUUGUGAAAACUCUGUCGGCUCUUAUCGUUGUGUGGCCCAGUGCCCAACGGGCUAUCGAACCAGCGCUACAGGAGAUUGCAUUGACAUCAACGAAUGCCAGGAAUAUGGGGCUGCCCUAUGUGGGGAGAAACGUUGUGAGAACACUCUGGGCUCUUACCACUGUGUGGCUAGCUGCCAGACUGGGUACCAAGCCACAGCUGCCAGGGACUGCAUAGAUGUGGAUGAAUGCAGGAAUACUUCUGCAUGUGGGGCCCACGCUGUCUGUCAGAAUUUGCCAGGUUCCUUCCAAUGCAUCUGUGACCAAGGUUACGACAGCACCAGGGACGGGCGGAACUGCCUAGACACCAAUGAAUGUGAGACAAUGCAAGGGGUGUGUGGAGCUGCACCAUGCGAGAACGUGGAAGGCUCCUUCCUUUGCAUUUGUCCACGGGCUGGAGAAGAAUUUGACCCCAUGACUGGACGUUGUGUUGCUUUGUCGGGUGCUGCACGUCCCCCAGCCAUGCCCAGGCGUCCUGAAGCUUCGCGGCCUGAGUUUCGUCCCUCCGCACCUGGUGACAGCCUUCGCCGCGAGUGCUACUAUGACCCUGAUGCAGCACAAGCCUGCGAAAAUGUCUUGUCGUGGAAUGCCACACGCCAAGAGUGUUGCUGCAGCCUUGGCCAUGGCUGGGGUAUUGACUGCCUCAUCCAGGUGUGCCCUUCCCCAGGGACAGUGGAAUUCCAGGCCUUGUGCCCUCAUGGUAAAGGCUAUGCUUCCCCCAUUGCUGGAAGUGCUGUUGCAGAUGUAGAUGAGUGCACGCUCUUUAACACUCAGGUUUGCAAAGGUGGUGUCUGCGUGAACAAGAGUCCCGGCUACUCCUGCUACUGCCCCAAUGGCUAUUACUAUGAAAUGCAACACCUAGAGUGCAUUGAUAAUGAUGAAUGCCUGGAUGAGGAGACCGAGCCUUGCAUAGGAGGGCGUUGCAUCAACACCAUUGGGUCCUACUACUGCUCCUGUGCUGCUCCACUCAUUCUUGAUGCCUCCCAGCACCGUUGUGUCACCAACGAGAGCCAAAACUUGGAUGACAACCUGGCUGUGUGCUGGCAGGAAGUGGGGCCUGACCUGGUGUGCAGCCGACCCCACCUGGACCGCCAGGUCACCUACACAGAGUGCUGCUGCCUAUAUGGGGAAGCCUGGAGCAUGGAUUGUGCGCUGUGUCCUGCUCGUGACUCAGAUGACUUUGAAGCCCUGUGCAAUAUCCCCCAGCCCUCCAGCUAUGGGCCUGUGCCUCCAGGAGGCCUGGGGCUUCCCUUUGAGUAUGGCGGUGGCGGCUUCUUGCCCUACGGCCCUGAGAUCUUCGCCCCCCCACCUCGCCCUGCUCCCCGACUUCCUGAUUAUGACCCUUUCCCUCGGGACUCUCUCUAUGGCGCCUCACCCUACGAGGCCACAGACUUUGAGGACCUUCCUUAUGGCAGUCCACGUCGAGAGGAGCCACCAGAACACACUCGAGGGGGAUACCGGCCCCGCAGCCCCCCCGAGGCAGAAUGGCACUACCCACCGCGUAGCGGUGGAGGUUCCUAUCCUGAACGGCCAGGCCGGGCCAGUGAAGACUAUGGUCCCUUUGAAAGCUUUGGAGGUCUCCAGUCUGAGGAGUGUGGGAUCCUGAGUGGUUGCGAAAAUGGCCACUGUGUUCGCGUAGCAGAUGGCUUCACCUGUGAUUGUUACGAGGGCUACCGCUUGGACCCGACUCGUAUGAUCUGCACAGAUGUUGACGAAUGCAGUGAGAUGGAAGGGCCCUGCCCCGGGGGCCGCUGCCUCAACAUGGAUGGCUCCUACCGCUGUUUGUGCCCCGUCGGCACGGUGCCCACCGGCCAACCUCCCCGCUGCGUCCCUGCCUCUCGCAGUCGUGCCUGAGCUGUGCUGCUGCAAUGGCCGGCUAAAUAUUUAUUACUUGUAUAGAGUGGGAGAAGGGGGAGGGAAAGGGAGGGUUUCUUAGAAAAGAGGGGCAUGUUGGCAAUUCCUUGGAUGUCUCCUUCCGGUGAGCGGGGGAGGAACCCAGAACUGCCACAUGAAGGAAAAAACUAGCUGGCCUCUGAGGCAGAUCAGAAAAGCACUUAAACUGAAUGAGAUGAACACAUCUCUUCUGCAGGGCGGUGGCCAAAAGGCAGGGAAAGAGAGGCACAUUGAGCUUGAUUUUAUCUUAAAUCAUUUGGUUGUGUGGGGAGAAAACAGAAGAGGUAGGGGAGCAAUGGGAAAAUUUGAUAAAGUCCUUUGUCCCCAGUAGAAGUUUGCCAACACAAGGAGAGUUCCAUUUCAGGCUUAUGCCUUAAUGUAGGGCUUUCGUCCAACUGAGCUGCUUCCCUCCCCAACAUCCCUCCCUCCUUUUUGUAUUUACCAUAUCAAACCAAAGCUGCCUUGGCAUUCUGCACUUAGGCGUUCAGCCAACAUGAGUAACUUUUGGCAAGUUUUAGGAGGUAUUCAGUACCUUUUUCUGCAACUUCUUCUCUGCCCCCCUCCAUACUUACCUAUGCAAGCCAGCUGCUUACUGCCAGCAUUUGGUUGGUAGUUUCCCAGCUGUAGUUCUAACGUCAACCAGAAGAAAAGAGAAUGUGCCACUGUGGACUCCUUUCAUGCUAUAGUACAUCCUCCUAUAUCUGAGGGAGACAUAUUCCAAAACUCACCAUGGGGAUGCAAAACCACCAAUAAUAGCAAACUAUUGGAAUGAUCUACUUCUGGCCAGAAUUAUAUCAUAGAAUUAUAUCCAGAGAGAACAUAUUUUUUCAGACGUGGAUAAGUGAAUCCAUGGAUACCCAUGCUGCAUAUAUAUUUUGGGGGGGGGGGGGGGGGGUUGUGCUCUACGCAAUUAUAGUGCUAUGAUUUCACAUUUAGUGUCACGACUGAAUCCUAUGGAAUUAUGACUGGUGCAUUUUGCAAAUCCCAGGAUACACCAGCAUGCAGCCAUAGCAGUUAAAAGUGGAAUCAUAGAGCUGUAACUCUGUAGUAUGACAAUGAAGGGACCUGGAGGGCAACAUAUAGGACCCAUUCACACUACCAAAUUAUAGUGUUAUUAUUCCACUUCAAUUGCCAUUGAUGCAUCCUAGGGCUUGUAGUUUAGUGGGGUAUGGGAUCACUCUAACACAGGCAUGGGUAACUUUGGCCCUCCAGGUGUUUUGGACUCUAACUCCCACAAUUCCUAACAGCCUCAGGCCUGAGACUGUUAGGAAUUGUGGGAGUUGGAGUUCAGAACACCUGGAGGGCCAAAGUUUGUCCAUGCCUACUCCAACAGAAUUCUGAAUGCCCUUCUCUGAAAUGCAAAUCCAAGGAUUCUAUAGGGCGAACUCCUAACAGUUGAGUGGAAUAAUAGUACUAUAAUUCUGUAAUAUAAACGGAGCUUGCUACAGGCAAAAUUGCGGCCUGCACUCCUUUAAACUAUUAUUUAGCCAGGAACAUGAAUGCCAGCUCUUAGAAGAGAAACCUUACAGAGGUAUACAGGAAUGAGGAAUGCUCUAUGAAUGCACAAAACAUUCCUUUUCAUACAGACCUAGCAAAUAUAUUUUGGAACUAUGGUCAGUUUGUACUAAUGUAGACACCCAGCACAUGUUCCUAGCCUAUGUAUUUCCCCUGCCCUUUUCUUCCUUGUCCCCCUCCCCUUUCUUUGUAUUAAUUUUCUUUUUUAAAAAAACUGCUCUAUGAGCAUGAUGAAGAAUUCCUGCCAACAUUUCCUUCACUGGAGCCACAGGAAGGAAUGAUAAGGAGUUUGUACACUUUGGAAAUAGUUUCCAGAGUACGCAAAGUCUGUAUCCCUCUCUCCCUGCUGAAGGAAUGAGGGCCUUUUCCAAAAAUACCCUGGGGCAUUUUAACCAAAUGCAGGCACUUAGAGAGUUUUGUUUCCAUUGCUUCACAUCCACAGCACCAGCAAUUGUUUCCUCUCAACAAACUACCAUGUUGUAUUAUGAGAAAGUCUGCAUUCAAAUAAGGCAGUUUGCCUUUCCUGUCCCCCAAAUCUUCUCAAUGAUUUUGGGGAGAGAGCAGCAACUGGAAGUGCUGUGACAACACUCUUGCAGGAGGGGACUCGGAUCCAUCACCACUGUUUACUGUAUAAUAAACAUUUUUUACAAAUAA
Molecule: messenger RNA, 7934 nt
Organism: Anolis carolinensis (green anole)
Lineage: Eukaryota; Metazoa; Chordata; Lepidosauria; Squamata; Anolidae
Gene: ltbp4
Product: latent transforming growth factor beta binding protein 4
Exons: 30
Coding region: 1221-5726 (1501 amino acids)
Molecular function (GO): calcium ion binding
Source: RefSeq, a predicted model, not a curated record